GUAUCUGUUGCGCCGCCCGCCUGGCACGGUCGCUCGUAGCGCCAGUCGCCGUCGCUGCACCUUCGCCGUCGGGUUGAUUCACGUGCAAAUAUUUUUCCGCUGUUAAGAACACGUGACGUGCAACCGUUUCCUGUAAAAAUCCGCAUCAGCCGGAUAUGAAUAAUUAUUACCGACGCCUCUGAACUGCAGAGGAUGUUUUGAAUGGCAGUUUUGUUUACUUGAGUAUUGUGCGUUACUUUUAAGUGUAAAGUGCAAGUGCAGUGAAGAGUUAGUGAGCGAAGACAGUCACCGGGCUGAGAUGACCGGCUGGGUCCGCUAGAUCGAUCCCGCCUCAACGGCGCGCCUGGCUACAGUGACAAAGGUGGAGUGCGCAAGGUGCGCGCCGCGGGGGGAUGCCCGUGCGCAAGGGGCUUCUCGCGCCCCAAAACACCUUCCUAGAUACUAUCGCCACACGCUUCGAUGGCACACACAGCAACUUCGUCUUGGGCAACGCUCAGGUACCUGCUUACCCGAUCGUGUACUGCUCAGACGGGUUUUGCGAGUUGACGGGCUGGGCGCGCGCGCACAUCAUGCAGAAGGGUUGCGCGUGCAAGUUCCUCCACGGGCCUGACACAAGGGAAGAACACCGGCACGAAAUCGACGCCGCACUAGACUCUAAGCACGAGCUCAAACUAGAGCUCAUUUUCUAUAAGAAAAAUGGUACUCCAUUCUGGUGUUUGCUCGACAUCGUCCCAAUUAAAAAUGAGAAGCGUGAAGUGGUUUUGUUCCUUGCCUCCUUCAAAGACAUCACUAAUACCAAGAUGGCCGCCAUGAACACUAACGAGGACUUUGACAGCGGAGCCGCGGUGCGGCCAUCGGCUGGCGUGGUCACUCUAGCGUUAUCCCCAUUUGUACCCGCAGCGGCACUCUUGGGCGCCAGGUUCCGCGCUGAAUCUAGUUGCCUACUUCCAGACCCGAAUGGAAAUCUUGACCCCGAAGCGCCCUCGCCCGCAAACAUGGGCAGGCGGCGCUCAAGGGCCGUACUAUACCAGCUUUCAGGACACUAUAAGCCAGAUAAGAUGAAGAGUAAACUAAAACUCAACAAUGUUAGUAAGAACCUACUUCAUUCAUCGGAUCCACCACUACCCGAAUACAAGACGUCAGCGGUAAAGAAGUCCCGAUUUAUAAUAUCACAUUAUGGCGUUUUUAAAACGUUUUGGGAUUGGCUCAUUCUCAUAGCGACUUUUUAUGUAGCGGUAGUGGUUCCAUAUAACGCCAGUUUUGUAGAUGAGGGCCACCCAAGAAUAAGCGUGACCAGCGAUGUGGUAGUUGAAGCUUUAUUUAUUGUCGAUAUAGUGCUUAAUUUCCGUACGACGUUCGUCAGUAAGAAGGGCGAAGUGGUGUCUGAUUCUAAGGCGAUAGCUCUUAAUUACAUCCGUACAUGGUUUGUCGUGGAUCUCCUGGCUGCCCUCCCCUUUGACCUACUUUAUGCUUCAGACGUAUACAGUGGAGCUGAAUCAACGCAUGGAAACGUUCACUUAGUGAAACUGACAAGACUUCUUCGUUUGGCGCGAUUGCUGCAGAAGAUGGACCGGUAUUCGCAGUACUCAGCUUUAAUACUGACGCUGCUUAUGCUUUCUUUCACACUUGUCGCCCAUUGGCUCGCUUGCAUAUGGUUCAUCAUCGCUGAAAAAGAAAUAGCGUUCCACAAAAAUGAAAGUUGGGACUUAGGCUGGAUAAAUAAUUUGGCGGAACGGCUCAAAGUGCCGAUUCCGAAUAUCUCUCACAGCGAGAGUUACGUCACAGCAUUAUAUUUUACCUGUUCUUCGCUGACCAGUGUUGGCUUCGGAAACGUGUCAGCUAAUACCCUGCCAGAGAAAAUCUUCAGUAUACUCACUAUGUUGGUUGGAGCACUAAUGCAUGCAGUCGUCUUCGGUAAUGUAACAGCUAUAAUACAAAGAAUGUACUCCCGUCGGUCCAUGUAUCAAAGCAAAUGGCGAGACCUAAAAGACUUCCUGACUAUCAAUCAGGUUCCGAAGGAGCUAAAGCAACGCAUGCAGGACUAUUUCCAGACAAUGUGGUCUUUAAACCAUGGUAUUGAUAUACACGAGACUUUGAAAGAAUUCCCGGAGGAGCUCAGAGGGGACGUAUCACUGCAUUUGCACCGAGAAAUAUUGUCACUUCCGAUAUUCGAGUCGGCGUCACAGGGCUGCCUCAAGUUGCUAUCGUUACACAUCCGAAACAACUUUUGCGCGCCUGGAGAAUACUUAGUUCAUAAAGGUGAUGCUCUUACUUACAUUUACUAUAUAUGCAAUGGAUCAAUGGAAGUUAUGCAAAACGACAUGGUAGUCGCUAUACUCGGCAAAGGGGAUUUAGUGGGCUGCGAUAUGAAUACACAUUUGCAAGCUUACAAUGGGACAGGACAAAACCAGAGUAAUAAUCCGGACAUUGUUGUAAAAUCGAGCAGUGAUGUCAAGGCUCUAACUUACUGUGAUUUAAAAUGCAUUCAUAUGGGAGGGCUAGCUGAAGUCCUAAGGCUAUAUCCUGAAUACCAGCAAGAAUUCAUUCAUGAUAUCCAACAUGACCUCACGUAUAACUUGCGGGAAGGAUAUGAAGCAGAGCAAGAGUCUGAUGGGAACGGUCACCCAUCUCUCACGUUACCUUCCAUAUCAGAAGAUGACGAGAAUGCUGCUGAGGAUACAGCAUUAUCGCCAAAGAAACCAACAUCGAGCGCUAACAGUCCACGACAUGCAAAAUUCAGGUCAGACGGACAACAACGUCUGUCCCAUCGGGAAUUACGAGAGCGGAUAGAGCGGCAGCGGUCGGUGGCUACGCCCAAAAUCACCAGAUCAGACUCUUUGGAAGGCCUUAACCUGGAGAUGCACAACACACGGUCUUCAGUCGAAAGACUCGACACCCAAGUUUCGAGCUUACAUCAUGACGUUGCAGCUCUUAGUAUGGAGGUCCGCAGCGCUAUUCAAGCCUUACAAGAAAUGGCAGGUCCAUCGGGAUGGCAUUCUGCACAUUCUAACCCUAACCUACAGUGGCAUGCACCGCUGAACCAACUAGCCCGAAGCUGCAGUCACCCUCCUGAUGUCUUCUGUUGGGAUCAGCAAGAACGUCCAGUAACUCCAGAAAGGCCAAAAGCUCACCGUGGCACACAAACUGAACCAUUCCUGCAUUGCGUGACACAGUAUAUUAUGGAGCAUCCGGCCACUGUAAUGCUUCUUUUAGGAUUAGAUCCAAUGGCCAAUCUUGCACCUGUCAUGCAACCGACUGUCGAUUACUAUGACCAUCGGAGUCGAAGACCUAGUGUGCUCGAACAAAUCGUGGAAUCGGAGAACGGAAGCCAGACUCCGUCGAGUACAAGCAGUGACAAAUUUGAGACUGUAAGGAGCCUCAGUGGAAGCGCUAAAGAACUAAAUAUCCCACUUGAGGCGAAGAGGCUGCUGGAAAAAGAAUACAAGCCUAAUUUAAAGAGGAAUAGGUAUUCUGCAAGUGAUAUCUGUGAAGCCAGCGAGCCCCUUCUCAAAUCGUCACACCCUAGUACGCGUAGCCUCAAGUUUAACAUCAACAGCUAAGUGAUAAUUCCAUUUUUCUUGUUAAAACAUUCUGCUCAUUAGUCAUUAGAUACUAUAAGUUAUUUUCUAGUGUUAAGAGAAACAGAUUCUAUUUAUAAGAUUUUUCAGUAUGACUGUCUAGUUAAAUUCUUUUUGUAUAUUUAUGAUAGUUGAUACUUGUUAUUCUUGUAAACAAUAAAGGGUUUAGCCGGAUACGUAUGACGAGUCGGCCCCCAAAUGGGAAUCGAUAUUGAAACUUAUGUUUUAAUAUCGACUUGAUGUUCAAACACGAUUUAUGUACUUUUCGCGACCGACUUCCGCUUUGACCUUGAGAUAGAGAGCAAAAUGUCCGUAUGCUUGACUAUUACUGAAUGUGAUAUAUCUCUAAAGCUAAUUAAGAUAAAGAAGUGAAACUAACGCGAGGUGUUAGGUUACAUUACAGAGUAUAUCACAUAUAUUUUUUUAUAAUUUUUAGAAUAAAAAAUUACAU
Diatraea saccharalis (sugarcane borer) is the source of this 4029-nucleotide messenger RNA. NCBI's taxonomy places the organism in Eukaryota, Metazoa, Arthropoda, Insecta, Lepidoptera, Crambidae. The record is from the annotation of a GenBank genome assembly.